Messenger RNA from Mya arenaria, 5615 nucleotides. RefSeq names its product structural maintenance of chromosomes protein 6-like. The coding region runs from base 163 to 3585 and encodes 1140 amino acids. Gene Ontology annotation, biological process: double-strand break repair via homologous recombination. NCBI's taxonomy places the organism in Eukaryota, Metazoa, Mollusca, Bivalvia, Myida, Myidae. The record is from RefSeq and is a predicted model, not a curated record. The transcript has 27 exons. Gene Ontology annotation, molecular function: damaged DNA binding; single-stranded DNA binding. Gene Ontology annotation, cellular component: site of double-strand break; Smc5-Smc6 complex; nucleus.
UUUCUAAGCACUUUUUCGGUGGUUCCCUUCCACUACAUAUUGGGCAAUCGGUAGUUACCAAAAGUAGGAACCAGAAACCGCGCUAUCACAUUGAAAAGAAAAGUUCAUCAAAACAAAAACAAACUGGAUUGGUGACCAUUGUGAGAUUCGUCAGUCUAAUACAUGGAGGAGAGGGUGCUGUAUGAUCGGAAAAUGAGCAAACGCAAGAGUGAUGGGGAAGUGGAGGCAGGACAGAAGGCCCGCAAGAAAGCCCGAUCAGUGGCUCAGGAUGAAAUCCCACAAGGCUCCGAAGAUGAAACCCAGUCGAUGUCAAGACAGGAAGCCCCAUCACAGUCAGUGGGUGAACACCGAUCACGGAAUCGAAGUAGAGCCCGCUCAGUGUCACAAGAAGAGGCCGAGGUUGACGACAGCGUUAUGGACCUUAGUCAGAACCCAGGCUUUAAAGUAAAGGGAGAUGAGAUGGCCCAAGGCGGGAUCAUUGAGAAGAUACACAUGCGUAACUUCAUGUGCCACCCGAAACUCACUAUCACAUUCGGGCCAAACAUCAACUUCAUUGUGGGCAGAAAUGGGAGUGGGAAGAGUGCCGUGGUUAAUGCCCUCGUUGUGGGGCUAGGAGGGAAGGCUUCAUCCACCAAUCGUGGCAGCAAAAUGAAGGGAUUCAUCCUCACUGGAAAACAGACGGCAGAAGUUGAGAUCAAGUUGAGGAACCAGGGUCCGGAUGCCUUCCAGCCCGACCUGUACGGCCCUUCUGUGAUUGUUAACCGGAAAUUCAAUAAUAGCGGAUCAUCCGAGUACAAACUCAAGUCCAGUGAUGGCCGAGUGAUCUCUACGAAGAAGGAGGAGCUAUCUCGCUUGCUAGAUCAGUUCAACAUCCAGGUUGAAAACCCCCUUGCCAUCCUCAACCAGGAGACAAGCAAAAGCUUCCUCAACUCCAAGAGCCCUAAUGAUAAAUAUAAGUUUUUUCUGAAGGCGACUCAACUAGAACAGAUAAAAGAGGACUAUGACCGUGCUAACGAUCAUAAAAAUAUAACAACGGAAAUCAUUAAUCAAAAAGUAGAGCAAAUGCCCAAGCUUGAGAAAGAAGUUUUGACCUGGGAGCGGAAAUUUAAAUCUCUGACAGCCAUUGAUGACCUCAAGGUCAAGAUCAAGAGGUUAAACCACGAGCUAGCAUGGUCCCUCGUACAAGAGAAGGAAAAGGGUAUGGAGCCUCUUGCCCGGGACAGAAGACAUGAGGAAGCACGGCUGCCCAGCUUCAAACAGAAAGUAGAAGAGGCCAAGCAUCAGCUAGAUGAUGUAAAUGCCAGAAUGAGUGCCAUGACAGCACGUUUGUCUAAAGGCGGGGAGGAAGUGAAGGCUCUGCAGCCGAAACUGCAGGAGGCUAAAAACUCCUACAAUGAACAGAAGAAGGUUUCACGCAACUGCAUGAUGGAGCUGAAGAGACUAGAGGGAGCAGUGAAGAAUAGCAAGAAGGAGAAACAUGAGAUCAUGAAGAGAAUACUUGAAAUACAGUCCAGUGCUAAUCAUGACUAUGAGGCUGAGCGGCAGGCCCGUCAGGACAAGAUUGCAGCCUUACAGGAGCGGCUUAACUCCCUCAACGCCCAGGAACAGACGACAGAUCACAUGCUGGACCAGUACCGAGGAGCCGUUGCCAAGUACAAGUCCGAUCAGUACAAACUCAACCAAGACAUGCAGGACCUCCAGCGCCAGAUGGACAAGAAACAGGGUAACCUAACCUCUCUGAAGGCUGCCCAGGGAAACCAGCUGAAACGGUUCGGUCCUUUCAUUCCCGACCUUGUUACCAACAUAGAGCAGUGCUUUCGACAUGGGCGCUUCCACAAGAAACCCAUUGGACCACUUGGUUCCUGUUUCACGUUAAAAGAACAGCGAUGGGCUUUAGCUGUUGAGUGCUGCCUGAAGGGUCUCAUGAACUCUUGGGUUUGUCAUGACUACCAUGAUGAGAAAAUUCUAGAACAGAUUGUGAAGGACGUCUGCCCACAGUACAAGAUCUCCAUCAUUGUGUCGAGGUUCAAGAAUGAUAUGUAUGACACAUCGGCAAAGGGAGCAGACAACAGCCAGUUUCCAUCAGUGUUGGAUAUGGUACAAUCUGAUGAUCCUAUGGUUUACAAUACCAUGAUUGAUAUGAGAACGAUAGAAUGUGUCCUGCUAAUAGAGGAUGGUAAAACUGCCCGACAGGUGAUGGAUCCCAGUAAAAGACCACCCAGGAAUGCCAGAGAGGCAUUUACCAAGCAAGGGGACCAGGUGUACUGCGCACCCACGUUCCGCUACUACUCCAGUAGCCAGGACAAGGCAAGGUUACUCACAUCAAAUGUCGAGGAGGACAUUGCCUCUCUCACAUUGGAGAUAGCAGGUAUGCGGCAGAAGAUCGAACAACUACGUCAGACAAGGACACAGUUUGACACAGACAUACAGGAGAACACAAACCUGGACAGAAAGACGUCCACACAGCUCAUGAAGAUACGGGAAGCCCAAAGAAAAGUCACCAUGGAAAUCACAGAAUUGAAGAACAUAGAAGACCCAGCUCCUGUGGAUGUGGCCACUUAUGAGGAGGAGGUGGACAUACUUGACAAACAGAUUCAGGACAAUGAGGCCCAGUUAGCAAAUAAGACAAUCUUGUAUAGGGAACAGGAGGCCCAGCUUAAAGAUCUGGAGAAAGUUUUCAAACAGAUUGAACAGAGCAUGAAGGAAAAGAUUGGAAUUGCCGAUGUCAUCAAGGAUGAGGUUGGCACCAUUCUCAGUGAGGUGGAGACGUGCAAAGUGAACAAGAAACACUAUGAUACCAAACUCAAGGAGCUGGAACGUAGGAUUAAAGACAUCAAUGACCGCAUGGACAAAUACCAGGCAGAUAUUGAGGCAGACAUUGAAAAAGCCAAAGAAAUACAUGAAGAGAGGAUCAACACUCGACGAUCCUCCAACAACAUUGGCAAUGAGAUAGCGCAAAUAGAGAAACAGAUCAAAAAUGAGGAAAAACAGCGUGGAGAUCCAGUGGAGAUAACUCGGCAGUACAAGGAGAAGAAGGAUGCCUUCAUGAAGAUACGGAAAGAGGUUCACCAGCUCAAAACAUUCUGUGAGGAAUUGGAUAACGCCGUACACUGGAGAUACAAAAGCUAUGUGGAAUUACGAAAACGGAUAAGCGGCAGGUGCAGAUUAUGGGUGGCGGCUUUUCUCAACAGCAGGAUGUACAGUGGCCGACUGAUAAUAAGUCAUGCAGAAAAAACUGUAGAAUUGAUUGUUCAGCCUAGCAAGAGUGCGAGUGGAGAGAGCACAAAAGAUUUGCGUUCGUUGUCGGGAGGUGAACGAUCCUUCUCAACUAUCUGUUUUAUCCUCGCGCUUUGGGGUGCCAUGGACUCGCCAUUCAGAUGUCUUGAUGAGUUUGAUGUCUUCAUGGACAUGGUGAACCGUAGAAUCGCCAUGGAGAUGUUGAUGGGUACAGCCAAAGAGCAACAGGAGAGGCAGUUUAUCUUCCUCUCACCACUCAAGAUGUGUCACCUGGGAAUUAGCACCCAGAACAUGCGGAUAUUUGAGAUGCCGACACCAGAGAGAGGACAGCAGACUUUGGAUGACUGAGCAGCCUAUGUACUAGUGUUUGAAAAUGUGUCAUACCUGACUGGUAUGAACUGUGCCACCUGACUGGUUUAGACUGUGCCAGCCAUGGACAAUGUGCUUUUGCUGUUUAUUGUGUUCAUAAUAUCUCGUGUGUUCAGCGUUGACAUUGUUAAUUAUUUAAAUUUCAACUAUCUUUUCUUCUCCAUUUUACAUGAUUUCAUCAGCAAUUUUAUGUUUUUAUUUUGUUUUAUCACUGAUGUUUUAUUAUUUGUCUGUACUCUUUUGUUGUUAUAAGGAGGAGUCACGGUUUAUAUGGAACAAUUGUUUGUUCAGUAUACAUUGUCAUGUACACAUCUUUAGUGCUCAUGGAUGGUUUUGCUUAAUUAAUUUUCAUUUGGUAUAUUCAUUUCAAGCAGUGCUAUUUUAAGUAUUCUUACAACACAGACAUAAAACAUUUAUAUAAUGAACUUCUUCCAUUGCUUUAAAUUUUGAAAUGUAGUAGGUAUGGAAUAUACAAACUCUAAAUUUUUAAAAAGGACUACAUUUUAUUAUUAUGAAUAUACUUCUAAAUUUAUAUAUGUUUUGCUCGUAAAAAUAUAUGGGUAUUUAAAAAAAUAUUAUAAAAAGUAAAAAGGAAUAAAAAUCUGGCUAUAAUUUAUCAUCUCCUUAUUAAGCAGUUGAACAUUUAAAAGAUAUGUCUUUAAGCUGAGAGCAAAAACAUGCUGAUAUUUUGUGUUAGAUUGAUCCAAUUUGUCAAGUCAUUUCCGUAGAUAAGUGUUUGGUUACACAGUACAGUAUUUGCAUUAUUGUUUGCAGUAGAAUUCCAUUGAUGAUUUUUACACAGAGUAUGUGCUGGCAUUCCAUUCUGAUGUAUGACACUAUGUCCAUCAGGGGUUCUAAACUUCAGGAGUAAUCCUGAAAUCAGGAUUGACAGCUUUUAACUUCAGCCUAUUGUUCAGUUGUAAAUAUCAUGUUUUUUUACAGACAUUUGCAUCAAAUUCAGUAGGAAGUACCUUAAAGUUAAUAUAAAUGACUUAGGAAACAAUUCCACAAGGGGUCCAAGCCUCUUUACCAAGCUUUGGGCUUAAAUCCCUCCUACUCAAACAGCCCUCGGCCAUAUUUCAGGAAUAACAAAUAUUAGCUGUUAGAACCCCUUGGCUUUUUAUUACAAAAUGACAGGAAUUCUUAUUUGUUGAAGUUUUAUUGUUUUAGCUUUAGUCUUAAUUUUUACUGGUACUGAAAGCAAUAUGUACAGUAUAUUGUUUGUCUUUUUGACUGGCAAUUUCAAGAACAUGUACAUUUAAAAUGAAUAAAUGUAAAUUUGUUAUAUUUGCAAUCAUGGUAAAGGGACUCACUCAUGUUUUGGCACAAUAGUUUUCCGGGGUAAUGCAUCUGAAAAUACAUCUAUUAUAAUUGUUUGCUCUGGUUUUAAUUAAGAGUGAACCAACACUGGUAUAGUCAAGAAUAAUUAGAAAACUGAUGGCUCAGCCAUAGGGACUCGUGCAUUUUUUUUUAAUGUUUUAACAUUUCUUAAAUACCUUGAAAGCAUUACAUGAUAAUGUCAAUCAACCUAUCACGCUACAGCCUUUUACUGACUUCAAAGACAAUAUUUGAGCAUAAAUCAACAAUUGUUGAAUAGUUGAAGCUGCCAUUAUUUUAGUUUUACAAACUAUGAGCAAGUCCCUUUAAUGUAUAUUUGAAUUGUAUAACUGUAAUGUAGAUCAUACAUGCAUUUGAUAAAUUGGACCUGUACAAGGAAGGAAACAUGUUCUUUAAGUAAGUCCAAGUUCAUACAUGUCAAGCUACACCAAAGUCAUAUUUUGUUUGUCUGAUUUGGUUAUUUUCUGCACCCAUAUUUCAGAAAAUGCUGAAAAUGGGUUCAACUUUUGUUAAAUGUUAACAACUAUUUUCACUGAAUCAUGAAUAAAAAUAGUUUACAAAUGUUGUAUGUGUCAGAUGGUUUUCAGAAAACUCCGAGAGAUAGUUUGUAGUACAUUAUGGUGGUAUUCCUUUAAAAUUAUAUUUACAGUGGAGAAUAAAGUUAUAACUUU